Rosa chinensis is the source of this 1019-nucleotide messenger RNA. Its product is annotated as phosphopantothenoylcysteine decarboxylase. The record is from RefSeq and is a predicted model, not a curated record. Gene Ontology annotation, cellular component: phosphopantothenoylcysteine decarboxylase complex. Gene Ontology annotation, biological process: coenzyme A biosynthetic process. Lineage: Eukaryota; Viridiplantae; Streptophyta; Magnoliopsida; Rosales; Rosaceae. Gene Ontology annotation, molecular function: FMN binding; phosphopantothenoylcysteine decarboxylase activity. The coding region runs from base 162 to 710 and encodes 182 amino acids. The transcript is spliced from 3 exons.
AAUUCACAAUAGGACGAUUUUUAGAAAACCCAAAAAUUGUUAUUUACAAGUGGAAACCAAUUAAAGUAGAAUUUGUUAAUUCGCACCCUGCAUUCCCAAUUCGCAAGACAAAAACAAUUCCGUCUCUCUGUGCCAUUUCUGUGUUCUUGAUCAAGGUGAUCAUGGCCGGAAGCAUAACCCCUGUUCACAGAAAACCCCGGAUUGUUCUCGGUGCUUGCGGGUGUGCCGCUGCACUGGAUUUUCCGAGAUUGUGCCGAAGUUUUCUUAAUUGGGCAGAAGUAAAAGCUGUAGGCACACCCGACGGUUUCAAAUACGUUGAACACGUAGCGAUGCCCGUGGGGGUAAGUUUACUCAUUAAGGAUGAUUGGAAAAGUUUCCAUGACCCUGUGCUUCAUAGGCAUCUUGCUGCUUGGGCUGAUGCAUUAGUCAUUGCUCCAUUGUCAGCAAACACUCUAAGCAAGAUUGAUGCAGGUCUUUGUGACAACCUUCUCACUGAUAUUGUACGUGCAUGGGACUGUGGAAAACCGUUAUUUGUUGCGCCGGCAAUGACCUACAUGACAUGGAAAAAUACCAUCACAAAGAAGUCUAUAGAGUCAAUUCGACAACAUGGUAUCAAAGUGAUUGGACCGGCGGAAAGUGGUGGAAUGGCUGAAAUCUAUUCCAUUGUUGAUAAGGUAAAAAGUGAUUUAUGGAUCCUCUCUGUAAAUUGACCAGCUAUGCCAUGCUAGAAUUGUUGCUAUGGUCCUCUUCAGACCUGAUCACAGAAGCUGACUUUGACUGUAUAACGUGCUAGAAUCUAGAAUUGUUUUAUACGUAGGUGCUUUGCUUGAAUUAGGUUAUAUGAGGCCAUAUUGAGAUACAGAAUUCUGUUCUGGUCCAUUUUUUGCUAGAAUUUUUGUUGUGGACUUGUGGUCCAUCUUGUGCUGGUUGGAUAUGCAUUUUCUCAGUUGUCAUAACUGGUUUGGAUUCAAGUUGUCAAUUAAAUACUGCUGACCCAUCAUCAGUUCUACUUCUCCUGA